Dromaius novaehollandiae (emu) is the source of this 5430-nucleotide messenger RNA. RefSeq names its product PAS domain containing serine/threonine kinase (gene PASK). Gene Ontology annotation, biological process: regulation of DNA-templated transcription; negative regulation of glycogen biosynthetic process; intracellular signal transduction. The record is from RefSeq and is a predicted model, not a curated record. The transcript is spliced from 18 exons. Gene Ontology annotation, cellular component: cytoplasm; nucleus; cytosol. Bases 350 to 4435 code for a protein of 1361 amino acids. NCBI's taxonomy places the organism in Eukaryota, Metazoa, Chordata, Aves, Casuariiformes, Dromaiidae. Gene Ontology annotation, molecular function: protein serine/threonine kinase activity; ATP binding.
CGGGCUCCUCGCCGCGGGUGGGCUGGGGAGGGCGGCCGUGCGCGGCUUGCUGAAUCAAUGCCGAGAAAUACUGCCCAAAUAACCCGCUGCUGCUUUAAACACAAGCAGAAAGCGGGAGAGAACGCGGCUUUGGGAGCUCUCCCAGAAGUACGGCGGGGACGUCCUCUCUGCCAUAGCUUAUGCUAUAGAUCCCGGGUGCUAAUGUUCAUUACAGUCGCGUUAAUGUUAACAGCACGGACCAAAAGUCCCACCCGGCCCUGCAAAAAUUAGUGGCGGCCUUGCCCUAGCUCACAGGGCUGUGUUUGGGGUGGUGGCUUUCUAGGCGCGGUAUGGCAACCCGGGUUUGACUAUGGCAGCCGAGGCAUGUAGCCCCUCUGGAGAGGGCUUUUUGCCUCCAUCACCAGGCUCAGCCCUUCAUCGCUUGACUGAUUCCGAUAAGCUAAGUAGGUCCUACCCCUGGGCCAACAGGAGCAGGAAAAGUCAGCUUUCUGAACUCUGCCGGCGUAGAGCAUCUCUGUCCGGAGAGAAAUGGAGCUCUUACUGUUUGUCUUCACUGGCGGCUCAUAACAUUUGUACCAGCAAAAUUGGUAACUCUUGGGCUCAGUGGGAUUCUGCCUGUCUCUCCAGUUCCAUUGGUAGUCCUGCUUCUUGUUCCUUUUUGCAUGCCCUCAUCGUGGAGGAAUCCAGCCAACACCUUUUAACUACUGCACGCAAUCCGAACAAAGCCAUCUUCACAGUGGAUGUCAACACGACAGAGAUUCUAGUGGCCAAUGACAAAGCCUGCAAACUGCUUGGAUGCAGUAGUCAGGAACUCAUUGGUCAAAAGCUGUCCCACCUGAUAUCAAAAUCUGGUCAAGAUGUGGUGGAAGCUGUGGGUGAGGAGUACAUAGAAGCUGAUGGAUGUACAUCAGUGGUUUCAGGAACUGUGGUGGAUGUUAUAGGCCGUCUCAAAGAGAAGAUCCCUGUCUCGGUGUGGCUGAGGCGCAUGAGAAGCAAGGACAACCAGUGUUGUGUGGUUGUGCUGGAACCAGUGGAAAGACUCUCAGCUUUUGUUUCCUUCAGGGCUGACGGAGAGAUUACAUCAUGUGACCUUCUUUUUGCCCAUCUCCAUGGUUACCCAUCGUUGGAAGAAGUAAUUGGGCUCAACAUAAAGGACCUGAUUCCUUCUGUGCAGAUCCCUCCUCUAGACAAAAAAAUCCCAAAGAACCUCAGGAUCCAGAGAUCUGUAGGUCGAUCCAGAGAAGGUAACACGUUUCCUCUCAGUUUAAAGCUGCAAGCUAGUCUUCCGGAAGAGGACAAAGCUGCAGUGCAGAAAGAUGGCAUUCCACAGACAGAAAAAGAAGGCUCUUUCACAGACUAUCAUUACUCUGCUACAGUCAGGGUUUUUUCUACCAUCAGUGGCAUUAUUACUCUCCAGCCAGAUGGAACCAUCCAUGGCAUCAAGGACAGCUUUGCUUUAACACUGUUUGGCUAUGAGAAGAAAGAACUGUUGGGAAAGAACAUUACAUUCCUGAUCCCUGGUUUCUAUAACAACAUGGACAGAAGCAAUGACCGCUCCUUGCCACUACCUCCCCUUGACGACUCCAUGGGAACAGAAAGCGCAGGUGUCUUUGGGGGUGUUACUGCCUGCUGUACGACUGACUCUGGCUGCUGUAACAAAGGAAACAGCCAUUUGGCCUCAUCUUCAACAAGCCUUCUGUCAAGAGAUGAAGAGCAGAAAUUAGAAAGAAGACACAGAGAAGACAAGAUAAUAAGUACUGAGACCAAGCAAAAGAGUGGGAACAAUUUCUUACCUACUCCUUCCUCUCCUGAAGUCUCAUCCACAGCUACUAGUAGCGAGAACAGCGUUGUUGCUGGUGGUUUGUCAGCCCACCAUAGUGAGAUGUCCCCUGAAAGCUGGCCUGACACAGUCAGAGCAGCGGAACAAUGCAGAACGGUGGAAACUGCAGGAUCAGAUAAUUCUCUAAAGAUGCUUUCUCCAAGGGUCUUUCCUAUGUCAUCUGAUUCAGGACAGUUGGAUUUAGGUCAGAACAGAGAGGUGCCAAUAAGAAGCAGUGAUAGUCCACUAUCUGGUGCAUUUGUGACCCUUCAAGGGAAUGCCAGUGAGACUAGUAGCUCACCUAACCAACUACAAGUUGAUCAUCAAGUCCUCAACGAAGCAGAUUGUCAGGAGAUCUCUAGGUUACCUUCUCAACUGCUGAAACAUCAGCACUUCACUGAUACUUCAGGAAAAGGUUCUUCAGCAAACGUUGCCUGGUCUCCUGCUUGUUCUAGGCUAGAAGAUGUGUUAGAUACUCCAUCCAAUAGUUUGGUCAAACCUUCUUCAGGUGUUACCUGUAUCUCAUUUGGAACACCAACAAUAGAUGAACCAUGGUCUGGGGCAGCACCUGACUGCAUUCAAGACUUUCAGAGCCACGUGGUUACAGAGCAGCUGUCAAAAACAAAGUUUACGUGUGAUGCAAAGCAUUCCAGUCCUGAGCACAUUGUAGUUGAAAGCUGUGUGCUAAAUGAUGUUUCAUCUUUCCUCACAAAUGAAAGAAAUAGUAUCCAUGUUGUUCGUUCAGGAAAUACAACAGCUUGCAGUGCUUCUGCACUGGGAGUUGCCGCAACCUUUGAAGAUGUUAAAGAAUCAGGCACUGAGCUGAACUGCAUUUGCUAUGGCCUUGAGGAACUGCAUCUGAAUAUUGGUGUAAAGGAAAACUCAGCCAAUUGUUCAGGCGCUGCUACAGCUCUUGUAGGAGUGUCCUCCUCUAAUGCAGUGGACUCUGCUGUAGGCGAUACGCUAGUUCAAGACAGUGCUUUUUCAGCUGGGCAGGAAAAGCAGCUAUUGAACAGUGCUGCUAUAGAAGAUGGUUCUGGGUGGCUGGCCUCCAGAAGGCAUUUGGGAAACUCUGAAGAAUCCUCCAAAGCAUUUCUUGAGAAGCCUGAAACUCUUGCAGCGACUGCAGUGGACAACCUGAACAAAAAUCCACCAAACAGUCAAGGUAACCCUGAAGAAGACUGUCAGUUGCAUAUGAAGCAAAAUGUGCAGGUACAAGUAACAUCUACCCCUGUGAAACAAGAAGGAAGGCUGAAUCCUUUGAGCUCGGAGAUACUGGAAGGCAGCUAUCUUGGGAACUGCUAUCACAGAGAUGGUUCUCAAUUAAGUAUACUCUUUGAAGUGAAACGUGUAGAACUGCAGGACCCUGCUGUACUCUUCUGUGUCUGGGUGGUGAAAGACUUUCUACAGAGCCAGAAAGAAGCAGCAGCAAAGACUCAGCUUUUGUUCUCCAGUCUAGCAAGCUCUGCCCAAUCUAUAGCAGAUCUUUCCGCACACAGUCUGGGAGAAGCCAUCAGAUCAACUUCACUUUUAGAGAACUCCCGAAGAGCUGAAGAGCUUGAAAGACUAAAGGCUUGUGAGGGAGAAUAUGCAAGAAAAUAUGACACACUCAGUCUUAUCGGCAAAGGAUCUUUUGGCUUUGUCUGGACUGCCAGGUGCAAGAAAGAUCAACAGGAGGUUGUGGUGAAGUUCAUCUGGAAGGAGAGAGUGUUUGAGGACUGCUGGGUAGAUGAUCCUGAUCUAGGGAGAGUUACUCAAGAGAUUGCAAUCCUGUCGAAGGUGCAGCACCCCAGCAUCAUUAAGGUACUGGAUGUAUUUGAAAAUGAACAGUUCUUCCAGCUGGUGAUGGAGAAGCAUGGAUCUGGUCUGGAUCUCUUUACAUUCAUUGAUAAUCAGCCUGACUUGGAUGAACCAUUAGCAAGCUAUCUGUUCAGACAGCUUGUAUCAGCUGUGGGGUAUCUCCACUGUAGAAACAUCCUUCACAGAGAUAUCAAGGAUGAAAACAUUGUCAUUGCUGAAGACUUCACAAUUAAGUUGGUGGACUUUGGUUCAGCUGCCUACCUGGAACCUGGCAAAUUGUUUUAUACCUUCUGUGGGACAAUUGAAUACUGCUCACCGGAAGUGCUAUCUGGCAAACCGUACCAAGGACCCGAGCUGGAGAUGUGGUCACUUGGUGUCACCCUUUAUACCCUAAUAUUUGGAGAGAAUCCCUUCUGUGAACUGGAGGAGGCCAUGGCAGCUGUCCUGAAUCCGCCUCGGGUUGUGUCAGAAGGUCUCAUGAGCCUGAUUGCUGGGCUUUUGCAUCCCGUUCCAGAGCAACGCACAACUCUCCACAAGUUAGUGGAGGAUCCUUGGCUGAAGCAGCCUGUGAACCUGGGUAAUUAUACUUGGGAAGAAGUAUACAUCUCUGCUGAGGCAGAAAGCAGUGGAUUCAGAAAUGGUUCUGGUGAGUGCACUCGCAGAGACAGCCACCCCCUCCCGGCUCGUGUGGAGGGUGAGCCACGCGUGAACAACUCCGACCGUGAGCAUACAGAUCCCCGCCUGCGAGGAGCAGCCGCUGCUUCGGAGUGCUGGGGCUCAGGUCUUGGGCAUCGCUGCAGUCUUUCUCUGCAGUAGAAGCCCCUUCCUGUGGAACGACAGCUCGCUUACCAUAGCACACAUACUGUCGCUCAAGAACAAACAGAAAAUAAUUUUAAGCACUUCUCUUUUGUAGAGAAUGGGAGAUUUUGAGAAGUACUGAGUGCAGGAACACUGUAAGAGAGGCUUGUGAUUUGAACCAUUUUCUACAGUCUCGUGGGACAACCUUUGAAAUCAAGCUGAUUUUUUUUCUAGACUGUGGUAUGCAGAAGCAGUUGAUCUUAGCCCAAUCGUUUCUGUUCUUCCCCAGAAAAGAUAAUUAGAUGUGCACAAAGCAUACUUGCUGUUAAUCCUCAUAAAGAAAUUGGCAAAUGCAGUCUUGAAUGCUAAUUGCAUGCGUUAUUUUGACUGUAGCAAAAGACCCAGGGAACUGAGGAUUCAGUAGCAAGUUCUGACCAUCUUUAUCUUUUAUUAAACUAGUCUUCUGAUGUCCAUCACAGUCCAGGAUCUGGCCUGGUUCCUUUUGCUUCCCUGAGGAGCCCCUCAGCGCUCCGAGGGAACAGAGACAUCCUGAAGGGAUCAUUUCAGUGCACUUGUUCAGUCAGCGGGAAGUUGGUUGUCGAGCCCCAAGCAGCGAUGGGGUUGUUGGAGAACAGUGUUUCUUGUCCUGGGCAAAUUACUAAUGCUGCUAGUGCUGUAAAUUUGGAGAGGUCAAGGUACACGCUGGUAUUUGCAUGCAAGCAAGGAGGGAGCAGGAAAUCUCCACUGACGUCUCUGAUGUUCUGCACCUAGUGUUAGGCAGGGCAGUCUUGAACUGCUAUGCUUUUACAUGAUUCCUUAAGAAAAGCUUCUGGCUAAUAUAUAUUUAUAUAGGAUGUGUUUUAAAGCUCUAAGCGAAGGAUUUUAAUGCCUUGUUUCCAAUCGUUCAGAAUUCAGAUUAUAUUUUUAAUGGCAGUUUUUACUUUUAUACAUACUGUUUCCCUCUUUCCUCCAAGUGAAUGAAUAAACAUCUUAGUCUUGUUUGUUGCCUGCCA